UGGUUUCAGGAAGUCCUCAAGUUGUCUAGGGGUGUCGAAUAUCCAGAGUGGGCUAUUUUAAAUUUUCUGUGAAAGUCUGUGACGCCGUUUUUGUUUUAUUUAAGGUAUUACCACAGUGGCAAAUUACCGACAGGCAGCAGGUGAUGGCUGAACCCAGAAUAUCGUCUAUUGAUGGGAAGUUAGCAGAAGAAUUUGCUGUUCCCUCCCACGUGGAGGAGGUCAAAGAGAAGAUGGCUACUUUUGCCAGUUUUCAUGCAAAAGCAGGCCGCAAGGUGGUUCUCAUCACUUCAGGAGGCACCAAGGUUCCCUUGGAGUCCCGCACUGUUCGCUUCCUCGAUAACUUCAGCAGCGGCAGACGAGGAGCCUCCUCUGCAGAGUAUUUCAUAGAUUCCGGCUAUGCAGUCAUUUUCCUACACAGGCAUCGCUCGCUCUAUCCCUACACACGAAUGUUCUUAACCAUAAACAUGCUGGAUGCCCUGGAGUUCCAAGGUGGAGAUGGAGGAGCACCAGGUAAUGCUGGUGAAGUGGUGGUUAAUCAGCAGGUGCUUCCGAACAUUGCCCAAGUGCUGAAGCGAUACCAUGAGGUGAAAGAAGGAAGACUACUUCUGCCCAUUGAGUUCAACACUCUGUCAGAGUAUCUGCACCUACUCAAAGCAGCAGCCCAGGCACUCAGCACAAUAGGAUCAAAGGCCAUGUUUUACUUGGCUGCAGCAGUGUCUGAUUUCUACAUCCCAGCGUCUGAGAUGCCUGAACACAAAAUCCAGUCUACCAACGGACCUCUUCAACUGAGCAUGAAGAUGGUCCCCAAGAUAUUGUCACCACUGGUGAAAGACUGGGCACCUCAGGCAUUUGUCACAUCCUUCAAGCUCGAGACAGAUGCGACCAUCCUGCUAGACAAGGCUCGACGAGCUCUGGAAACCUACAGGCACCAAGCAGUGGUGGCCAACGUACUGGACUCUAGGCGGGGUUAUGUGGUGGUGGUGACCCCUGAGAGUCAGGCUGAGCUGAUUCUCACUGAGGAGGAUGUGAAGAAUGAGGUGGAGAUAGAGGCGAGGAUAGUGAGCAACCUGACAUCAGCACACAAGAAGUUCAUAACGCAACAAGUAGUUUUAUAGAAAUUAUCUGCACGUCUGAGCAGCUUUAAGUUGUGACUGUGUUCUUACCUGAUCCUAGGCUUGUGUUCGGCUAUAAUUCAUACCUGCUUGUUCUGCUGACGUUACUGUAUAUUCAGUAUGCUGUACUGUUGCAAAACCUUAGCAGUGACUGUAAGUCAUGUCUUCCUAGUUUGUUUUUUGUGUGCUCUAAGAAUGAGCCUUGAAGCAUGACAUGCUGUCUCUGUACAGGAAGGAUAUUCAGGUUUUAAAAUGUUUAUUCACACUUUCUAGUAAUCAGAACAAUAUUUCAAGAUUUUCAAACAAUGACUGACAGUUAGAUAAUUAUGUUCUUUACCGGCAAGGCUCCCCAACAAUAAACAUUGAAA
This is a messenger RNA of Archocentrus centrarchus (flier cichlid), 1480 nucleotides long. RefSeq names its product phosphopantothenoylcysteine synthetase (gene ppcs). Bases 144 to 1115 code for a protein of 323 amino acids. The transcript is spliced from 4 exons. Lineage: Eukaryota; Metazoa; Chordata; Actinopteri; Cichliformes; Cichlidae. The record is from RefSeq and is a predicted model, not a curated record.